Molecule: messenger RNA, 6907 nt
Organism: Mirounga angustirostris (Northern elephant seal)
Lineage: Eukaryota; Metazoa; Chordata; Mammalia; Carnivora; Phocidae
Gene: NOTCH4
Product: notch receptor 4
Exons: 30
Coding region: 147-6308 (2053 amino acids)
Biological process (GO): multicellular organism development; regulation of developmental process; cell differentiation
Cellular component (GO): membrane
Molecular function (GO): calcium ion binding; signaling receptor activity; Notch binding
Source: RefSeq, a predicted model, not a curated record
GAAACAGCUCAGACGUGAGGCUUGCAGCAGGCAGAGGAGGAGGAAGGGGCCGUGGGAGCAGAGGAGGUGGCUGCUGCCUCAGUGAGGGCUCUCAGGGUCCUUGCCCGAGGCGGCCAGGGGUCUGGGUUUGGGGCAGGGGCUCUGGGAUGCAGCCCCCUUCACUGCUGCUGCUGUUGCUGUGUCACUCAGUCGUCAAGAGCAGAGUGCUGCACUGUGGGGGCUCCCCAGAACCCUGUGCCAACGGAGGCACCUGCCUGAACCUAUCUCAGGGACAAGGGACCUGCCAGUGUGCCCCUGGCUUCCUGGGUGAGACAUGCCAGUUUCCUGAUCCCUGCCUGGAUGCCCAGCUCUGCCAGAAUGGGGGCAGCUGCCAAGCCCUGCUUCCCGCCCUCCCAGGCUCCCCCAGCCUUCCCUCUCCCUUGGCCCCCAGCUUCUCCUGCACCUGCCCCUCUGGCUUCACUGGCCAGAUGUGCCAGGCCCGGCUCAAGGACCCCUGUUCUUCCUUCUGUUCCAAAAUGGGCCGCUGCCACAUCCAGGCCUCAGGCCACCCACAGUGCUCCUGCCUGCCUGGAUGGACAGGUGAGCAGUGCCAGCUUCAGGACUUCUGCUCGGCCAACCCCUGCAUCAAUGGAGGGGUGUGUCUGGCCACACACCCCCAGAUCCAGUGCCUCUGCCCACCCGGCUUCGAGGGCCAUGCCUGCGAACAUGAUAUCAACGAGUGUUUCCUGGACCCCGGACCCUGCCCCAAGGGCACUUCCUGCCAUAACACCCUGGGAUCUUUCUGGUGUCUCUGCCCCACUGGGCAGGAGGGUCCACACUGUGACCUUCAGCCAGGACCCUGCCCCCCUAGUGGCUGUUCCAAUGGGGGCACCUGUCAGCUGGUUCCCGGGAGAGACUCUACCUUCCAUCUCUGCCUCUGCCCCCAAGGUUUCACAGGCCCAGGCUGUGAGGUGAAUCCAGAUGACUGUGCUGGCCACCAGUGUCAGAAUGGGGGCACCUGCCAGGAUGGGCUGAGCACCUAUGCCUGCCUCUGCCCAGAGGCCUGGACAGGCUGGGAUUGCUCUGAAGAUGUGGACGAAUGUGAGGCUCAGGGCCUUCCUCGCUGCAGAAACGGGGGAACCUGCCAGAACUCGGCUGGCAGCUUCCACUGCGUGUGUGUGAGCGGCUGGGGGGGCGCAGGUUGCGAAGAGAACCUAGAUGACUGCCUUGCUGCCACCUGUGCCCCAGGAUCCACCUGCAUUGACCGCGUGGGCUCCUUCUCCUGCCUCUGCCCACCUGGCCGCACAGGACUCCUGUGCCACAUGGAGGACAUGUGCCUGAGCCAGCCAUGCCACGGGGAAGCCCAGUGCAGCACCAACCCCCUGACGGGCUCCACACUCUGCCUGUGUCAGCCUGGCUACUCAGGGCCCACCUGCCACCAGGACCUGGACGAGUGUCAGAUGGGCCCUCACGCCUUCCCUGGCAGUCCGGCUUCCUUGCCCUUCCACGCCGGGCCCCCGCGGACUCCUGACUCUUCUCUCCUCCCAGCCCAGCAAGGCCCCAGUCCCUGUGAACACGGCGGCUCUUGCCUCAACACCCCUGGUUCCUUUGACUGCCUCUGCCCACCUGGCUACACGGGCUCCCGCUGCGAGGCUGAUCACAAUGAGUGCCUGUCCCAGCCCUGCCACCCCGGCAGCACCUGCCUGGACCUGCUUGCCACCUUCCACUGUCUCUGCCCGCCAGGCUUGGAAGGGCAGCUGUGUGAGGUGGAGACGGAUGAGUGUGCCUCGGCUCCGUGCCUGAACCAGGCGGACUGCCACGACCUGCUCAACGGCUUCCGGUGUGAGUGCCUGCCCGGAUUCACUGGCUCGCAGUGUGAGGAGGACAUCAAUGAGUGUGAGAGCUCUCCCUGUGCCAAUGGGGGUCAGUGCCAGGACCAGCCCGGAUCCUUCCAUUGCGAGUGUCUCCCAGGCUUUGAAGGCCCGCGCUGUCAGGUGGAGGUGGACGAGUGCCUGAGUGGCCCAUGCCCCGCUGAAGCCAGCUGCCUGGAUCUCCCCGGAGCCUUCUUUUGCCUCUGCCCUUCUGGCUUCACAGGUCAUCUCUGUGAGGUUCCCCUGUGUGCCCCCAACCUGUGCCAGCCCAAGCAAAAGUGCUAUGAUCAGGAGGACAAGGCCCCCUGCCUCUGCCCCGAUGGGAGCCCCGGCUGUGCCCCCAUUGAGGACAACUGCACCUGCCACCAUGGGCUCUGUCACAGAUCCUCAUGUGUGUGUGAUGUGGGCUGGACAGGACCAGAAUGUGAAGCAGAGCUGGGGGGCUGCAUCUCCAUCCCCUGUGCCCAUGGGGGGACCUGCCACCCCCAGCCCUCUGGCUACAACUGUACCUGCCCCCCAGGCUACACAGGGCCUACCUGCAGUGAGGAGGUGACAGCUUGUCACUCAGGGCCCUGUCUCAACGGUGGCUCCUGUAGCCCCAGGCCUGGGGGCUAUUCCUGCACCUGCCCUCUGAGCCACACUGGGCCCCGCUGCCAGACCAGCACUGACCACUGUGCCUCUGCCCCGUGCCUCAACGGGGGUACCUGUGUGAACAGGCCUGGCACCUCGUCCUGCCUCUGUGCUGCGGGUUUCCAGGGCCCACGCUGUGAGGAAAGGACCCGACCCAGCUGUGCAGACAAUUCCCCAUCUCACCACCACAUCGCACACUCCCUCCCUUUUGAUUGCCCGACUUCCUCCCACUGUGCCCUGUGUCGGUCCUGUUCCAGCCCCUGUAGGAACAGGGCAACCUGUCAAGAUGGCCCUCAGGGUCCCCACUGCCUCUGCUCCCCUGGCUACACGGGAGGCAGCUGCCAGACUCUGAUGGACUUAUGUGCCCAGAAGCCCUGUCUACACAAUUCCUACUGCCUCCAGACUGGGCCCUCGUUUCAGUGCCUUUGCCUCCAAGGAUGGACCGGGCCUCUCUGCAACCUGCCACUGUCCUGUCAGCAGGCCGCUCUGAGCCAAGGUACAGAAGUUUCUUCCCUGUGCCAGAAUGGAGGCGUCUGCAUCGACAGUGGCUCCUCGUAUUUCUGCCGCUGCCCUCCUGGAUUCCAAGGCGGUGUAUGCCAGGACAGAGUGAACCCGUGUGAGUCCAGGCCCUGCCAGCACGGGGCCACCUGCAUAGCCCAGCCCAGUGGGUAUCUCUGCCAGUGUGCCCCAGGCUACAGUGGACAGAAUUGCUUGAAGGAAUCCAAUGCUUGUCAAUCCCAGCCCUGUCACAACCAUGGGACCUGCACCCCCAAACCUGGAGGCUUCUCCUGCACCUGCCCUCCAGGCUUUGUGGGCCUGCGCUGUGAGGGGGACGUAGACGAGUGUCUGGACCGGCCCUGCCACCCCACAGGCACGGCAGCCUGUCACUCUCUGGCCAAUGCCUUCUACUGCCGGUGUCUGCCUGGAUACACGGGCCAGUGGUGUGAAGUGGAGACAGACCCCUGCCAGAGCCAGCCCUGCUCCCAUGGGGGGUCCUGUGAGACUACAGCGGGACCACCCCUGGGUUUCACCUGUCACUGCCCCCAGGGUUUUGAGGGCCCCACCUGCAGCCACAGAGCUCCCUCCUGCGGCCUCCAUCACUGCCACCAUGGUGGCCUGUGUCUGCCCUCCCGCAAGCCUGGCUUCCCACCCCACUGUGCCUGCCUCAAUGGCUACGGGGGCCCUGACUGCCUGACCCCACCAGCUCCUCGUGGCUGUGGCCCUCCUUCUCCAUGCCUACACAAUGGCAGUUGCUCAGAGACCCCGGGGCUGGGGGCCCCAGGCUUCCGAUGCUCCUGCCCUCCCAGCUCUCCAGGGCCCCGGUGUCAGAGGCCCGGAGCAAAGGGAUGCGAAGGCAGAGGUGGAGAUGGGGCCUGUGACGCUGGCUGCAGCGGCCCUGGAGGAAAUUGGGAUGGGGGAGACUGCUCCCUGGGGGUCCCGGACCCCUGGAAGGGCUGCCCCUCCCACUCCCGGUGUUGGCUUCUCUUCCGGGAUGGGCAGUGCCACCCGCAGUGCGACUCUGCAGAGUGUUUGUUUGAUGGCUACGACUGUGAGACUCCUCUGGCCUGCACUCCAGCCUAUGACCAGUACUGCCACGAUCACUUCCACAACGGGCACUGCGAGAAAGGCUGCAACACUGCCGAAUGUGGCUGGGAUGGGGGUGACUGCAGGCCUACAGAUGGGGAUUCAGAAUGGGGGCCCUCCCUGGCCCUGCUGGUGGUGCUGAGCCCCCCAGCCCUGGACCAGCAGCUUCUGGCCCUGGCCCGGGUGCUAUCCCUGACUCUGAGAGUGGGGCUCUGGGUAAGGAAGGAUAGUGAUGGCAAGGACAUGGUGUACCCCUAUCCUGGGGCCCAGGCCGAAGAGGAGCUAGGAGGAGCCCCGGACCCCUCACAUCAGGAGAGAGCAACCCCUCACACACAGCCUGUGGGCAAGGAGACGGACUCUCUCAGCACUGGGUUUGUGGUGGUGAUGGGUGUGGAUUUGUCCCGCUGUGGCCCUGACCACCCUGCAUCCCGCUGUCCCUGGGAUCCUGGGCUCCUGCUCCGCUUCCUGGCCGCCAUGGCAGCAGUGGGGGCCCUGGAGCACCUGCUGCCGGGACCCCUGCUGGCUGCCCAUCCUCGUGCUGGCACCGCACCACCCACCAACCAGCUUCCCUGGCCUGUGCUGUGCUCACCAGUGGCCGGGGUGCUUCUCCUGGCCCUUGGGGCUCUUCUCGUCCUUCAGCUCAUCCGGAGGCGGCGCCGAGAGCAUGGGGCCCUCUGGCUGCCCCCUGGGUUCAUUAGAAGGCCUCGAACUCAGCCGGCUCCCCGCAGACGCCGGCCUCCCCUGGGUGAAGACAGCAUUGGCCUCAAGGCACUGAAGCCAGACGCAGAAGUUGAUGAGGAUGGAGUUGUGAUGUGCUCAGGCCCCGAGGAAGGAGAGGAGGUGGGCCAGGCUGAAGAAAUGGCCUCACCCUCCAAGUGCCCGCUCUGGCCUCUGAGCGGUGACUGUCAGGAGCUCCCCCAGGCAGCCAUGCUGACCCCUCCCCAGGAAUCGGAGAUGGAUGUCCCUGACGUGGACACCCGUGGACCUGAUGGGGUGACACCCCUGAUGUCAGCAGUUUGCUGUGGGGGAGUGGAGUCCAGAACCUUCCAGGGAGCAUGGUUGGGAAGCCCUGAGCCCUGGGAACCCCUGUUGGGUGGAGGGGCCUGUCCCCAGGCUCACACUGUGGGCACUGGGGAGACGCCCCUGCACUUGGCUGCCCGAUUCUCGCGGCCAACCGCUGCCCGCCGCCUCCUUGCCGCUGGAGCCAACCCCAACCAGCCAGACCGAGCAGGGCGCACCCCUCUUCACACCGCUGUGGCUGCUGAUGCUCGGGAGGUUUGCCAGCUCCUACUCCGCAGCAGACAGACUGCAGUGGAUGCACGGACAGAGGACGGGACCACAGCCCUGAUGCUGGCCGCCAGGCUGGCGGUGGAGGACCUGGUUGAAGAACUGAUCGCAGCCCAAGCAGAUGUGGGGGCGAGAGAUAAAUGGGGAAAAACCGCGCUGCACUGGGCCGCCGCCGUGAACAACGCCCGGGCCGCCCGCUCCCUUCUCCAGGCCGGAGCCGAUAAAGACGCCCAGGACGGCAGGGAGCAGACGCCGCUGUUCCUCGCGGCCCGAGAAGGGGCGGUGGAGGUAGCCCAACUGCUGCUGGGCCUGGGAGCGGCCCGGGGACUGCGGGACCAGGCCGGGCUAGCGCCCGGGGACAUCGCCCGCCAGCGCAACCACUGGGAUCUGCUGACGCUGCUGGAGGGGGCGGGGUUACUGGAGGCGCGUCACAAAACCACGCCGGGCCGGGGGGCGGGCCCCUUACCCCGCUCGCGGACCGCGUCGGGAAGCUUGCCCCCGCGUGGGGGCGGGGCUCUGUCGCGCUGCCGGACAAUGUCGGCCGGGGCCGGCCCGCGUGGGGGCGGAGCAUGUCUGCAAGGCCAGACUUUGUCCGUAGAAUGGGCCGCGCGUGGGGGCGGAGCCUACUCUCAUUGCCAGAGUCUUUCGAAAGGAGGAGCGGGGGAAGGCCCGCCCCCCGGGGCCCGUAGGUUUUCUGCAGGCAUGCGCGGGCCUCGGCCCAACCCAGCUUUAGUGCAAGGAAGAUCCGGGGUCGCUUCCGGGAGCGGGGGUGUGGCCUCGGCUGAUGACUGGCCCUGCGAUUGGGUGACCCUGGGAGCCUGCGGCCCCACCUCCAACACUCCGAUCCCGCCUCCCUGUCUUACGCCGUCCCCGGAGCGGGGAUCCCCUCAAGUUGCUUGGGGUCCCCCGACUCACCAAGUAAUACCUUUAAACGCGGGAGGCGAGGGUCAAAAAUAGGACGCUACGUGACAGGGAGGGAUUCUGAAAGUGGGCACCCAUUAUAGGACAGUCUGGAAAGACUCCAGAUUUUAAGAUCCUGGAGCCCCAAAAGUGAGGGGUCAUGAGCAUGCUGUCCCUCCCCAAAUGAGUGUUUGCCCACUCCGUCUUCCACGUAGAGAAACUGCAGCCCUGGAAAAAGGAUUUAGGGUGCUGGAAUGACGAGGGCCCAGCCCUUCUCCCAGAAAAUAAGGGUGAGAGACUACGAAGGGUGGAGUGGAACUGGGGAAGUACCUCUGAACUGGAACCAGUAACUGCAGACAUACAGUAUGUAAGACGUUCUUUCCUGUAUAUGGUAUCCAAAGGAAGCCUCUAUCACCCAUUACAGCCACCUCCCACAAAUGGCUGACAAAUAUUUAUUGAGUGCCCACUAUGUGCCAGGCACUGGUGUAGGUGCUGAAGUGGGCGGGAGGGGGCAGGGACCACUCCAGCUGAUGAUUGCACUCUCCCCACUUCCCUCAACAAACCAUCGCAGGGAUGAGGCGCCAUUCUUCUGGUCACCACUAUAUUUAAGAACCUCAAAUCUGUCAACCCAUAAUAAAGCUUAUUUGAAGUCUUAA